GGUUUAACUACUGAAUAAUUAAUCAAUUUGAUCCGCCAAUGGCUGGGCUUCCUUGUGACAGAACCCUUCAAAGUGGUCCAAUCGAAGUUAGAUGGGCGGGUUUAUGGCCUUCUCCGCGUAGUCUCAGUUUGUUUUUUUAAUUUUUUGCUCUUAGGAGUCGUUUUGUUGUCGUUAUAUUUGAAGAAAUAUUUUUUAUGGGUUAUAGAAAAUUAAUAGAUUGUCGUUCUUUUGUUUCAGAACUGCGAUGGAAUGAAAUACGAAAACAAGACAAAUUGCUGGGGGGAAAAAAACCCGAAUCAACAGCAUGUUGGAGUGAACUGGAAUGAAUUACACAGACAAUAACGUGGAUUUAAAACAGCUGCUGUGCCUUCUGGUUACCAAACGUGACGUUGCAUCAUACUUGUAAAGCGGACUUUGCGUGUAUUUCACAGUGGAGAAUCGAAACUUUUUGGUUUUUGGAUUUUCGCUGCAGCCAGGAGUCGAAGGAAGAUGAUACGUAGCUGUACAGUUGUUGCGUGAGUCAUUAACACAACAAACCUCUGUGAAAAUAGCACAUCAUCACUUUGUAUAUUUACAACGAUGUUUAACAAGUACAAAACAUGCAGUGAGACGGGAUUAGGUUGUGUUAACUAAGAGAAUGACAGCAAAGGCGAUUUUAAACGAGACUUAAUAACAGUUAUUAAUUCUGUAUACCGCCCCAGGCGUCUGCUGUAUAUUGACUUUGGUGAGAAAAUGCAUUAACAAACACAAACUACGACGUAAAUGCUGACUUUAACAAGUAGCUUUUUUAAAAUAAAAGGUUAAAGUGAUGAAUGAUCUCUUGUAUGAAGGAAGAUUUACAAGAAAAUCGACUAAAUGGAACUCGAAAACGCACUCUGCAGUUCAGCAUCAGCAGCACCGGCCCUCGCUGUGAAACUUCUUUCUGUUGCCAUAGAGACUGGAACUCUCUCGAUUUGUCUCGGAGCCUUGGUAUUUUUAUUUAUUUCCCCUAAAUAAAACGUAGCAUCACGACCAAACAUUUGAUGUGCGUUAGAGGCGGAAUUUCUAACUUUAAUAUCAAUUCUAGCUUUUUUUUUUUUUAAUUUGGUUGACCAUGGCUCGAGCCCUAGCGUCCAGGAUGGGUCUAAGCGCCCUGAAGAGGAAGCAGACCAAAAGCUUCAGUGUGAGGAUCGUCACCAUGGAUGCGGAGAUGGAGUUCAGCUGUGAGGUGAAAUGGAAAGGGAAGGACUUGUUUGACCUGGUAUGUAGGACCGUGGGGCUCAGGGAGUCCUGGUUCUUUGGACUUCAGUACAAUAUAAAGGACACUGUCGCCUGGCUCAAAAUGGACAAGAAGGUCUUGGAUCAUGAUGUAUGUAAAGAAGAGCCAAUCACCUUCAAUUUCCUGGCCAAAUUCUACCCGGAAAAUGCAGAGGAGGAGCUUGUACAGGAAAUCACACAGCACCUGUUCUUCCUGCAGGUGAAGAAGGAGAUUUUGGAUGAAGAAAUCUACUGCCCACCUGAAGCUUCAGUCCUCCUGGCUUCCUAUGCUGUGCAGGCAAAGUAUGGAGAUUAUGACCCCACUGCGCACAAGCCUGGGUUUCUGGCUCGAGAAGAACUGCUACCGAAGAGGGUGAUAAACCUGUACCAGAUGACACCUGAGAUGUGGGAGGAAAGAAUUGCUGCCUGGUAUGCAGAACACAGAGGGAGAACAAGGGAUGAGGCAGAGAUGGAGUAUUUGAAGAUAGCACAGGAUCUUGAGAUGUACGGCGUGAACUAUUUUUUCAUUAGGAACAAAAAGGGAACCAGUUUGCUGCUGGGGGUGGAUGCUUUGGGACUUCACAUUUACGAUCCUCAGAACAAACUCACCCCGAAAAUCUCCUUCCCUUGGAAUGAAAUCCGCAACAUUUCCUACAGCGACAAAGAGUUUGCAAUAAAGCCCUUGGACAAAAAGAUUGAAGUUUUCAAGUUUAAUUCUUCAAAGUUAAGGGUCAACAAGCUGAUUCUUCAGCUGUGCAUCGGGAAUCAUGACCUGUUCAUGAGGAGGAGGAGGGGGGACUCGCUGGAAGUCCAGCAGAUGAAGUCUCAAGCCAGGGAGGAGAAGGCAAGGAAGCAGAUGGAGCGCCAGAGGCUGGCCCGGGAGAAGCAGCUGAGAGAGGAGGCGGAGCGAGCGCGAGACGAGCUGGAGAGGAGGCUGCACCAGCUGCAGGAUGAGGCUCAGAUGGCCAAUGAGGCACUGCUGAGGUCAGAGGAGACAGCAGAACUGCUGCACGAGAAAGCCCAGAUUGCAGAAGAGGAAGCCAAGCUGCUAGCGCAGAAAGCAGCCGAGGCAGAGCAGGAGAUGCAGCGGAUCAAAGUGACGUCCAUCCGCAGUGAGCAGGAGAAGAGGCUGAUGGAGCAGAAGGUGCUGGAGGCAGAGAUGCUGGCUCUCAAGAUGGCAGAGGAGUCUGAGAGGAGGGCCAAAGAGGCAGAGCAUCUGAAGCAGGACUUGCAGGAAGCUCGGGAGUCUGAACGCAGGGCGAAACACAAGCUGCUGGAGAUCACCAGCAAGUCUGCGUACACGACAACCAAUUCCAAUGCAAAUGCCCUGCCCACUGAUGUCCCCAGCUUUAACUUCAGCGGGGACAAUCUCACUUUCGAUUUUAAAGAUACCGACAUGAAACGUCUGUCCAUGGAGAUCGAGAAGGAGAAGGUGGAGUAUAUGCAAAAGAGUAAAAACCUGCAAGAGCAGCUGAAUGAAUUGAAAACGGAGAUUGAGUCUCUGAAGCUGAAGGAGAGGGAGACUCCCUUAGACAUCCUGCACAACGAGAAUGCAGACAAGGGAACGAGCAAGCAGAGCACCAUUAAAAAGCAGCAUGUGUCCCAGGGCAGGAGACCGGUCUGCAUUUGACAGCUCAUUUGGUUUGGCAUUGAAAGCUCACUUUGCAAAGCACAAAAACCAGGGUUGCCUUCUUUGAAGAGCUGUAGAAAGGAUAAAGGGAUUCCCGUCUCCCUACAGGCUGUGGCGUCUUCAGACCAGGAUGGAACGGGACUCUCAAGGAGGGAGAGCAACACGAUGACCAAAAGACCAAAGUUUACAUGGGGAUGAUAUUUACUUCCACGACACAUGUGUUCGUAUCAUAUUAAUAUUGAUCAUUUCUCAUGCUUCACUGCGCCAGGC
Messenger RNA from Polyodon spathula (Mississippi paddlefish), 3136 nucleotides. Its product is annotated as merlin. Bases 1094 to 2866 code for a protein of 590 amino acids. Gene Ontology annotation, molecular function: cell adhesion molecule binding; actin binding. The record is from RefSeq and is a predicted model, not a curated record. The transcript is spliced from 17 exons. Gene Ontology annotation, biological process: regulation of organelle assembly; positive regulation of protein localization to early endosome; regulation of cell shape. Gene Ontology annotation, cellular component: cytoskeleton; plasma membrane; adherens junction. NCBI's taxonomy places the organism in Eukaryota, Metazoa, Chordata, Actinopteri, Acipenseriformes, Polyodontidae.